Molecule: messenger RNA, 1788 nt
Organism: Pistacia vera
Lineage: Eukaryota; Viridiplantae; Streptophyta; Magnoliopsida; Sapindales; Anacardiaceae
Product: molybdopterin synthase catalytic subunit-like
Exons: 2
Coding region: 919-1503 (194 amino acids)
Biological process (GO): Mo-molybdopterin cofactor biosynthetic process
Cellular component (GO): cytosol
Molecular function (GO): molybdopterin synthase activity
Source: RefSeq, a predicted model, not a curated record
CUUUAAAGUUUCAGUCGCUUGUUUUUUUGAACCGAAUGAUUUAACUGCCGUUUAGAUUAUGUUAUGUUAUGUUAUGCUAUGCUAGCUCGUUACAUUCAUAUGAUUCAAUUUCUGCUGUGUUUGGUAUUAGAAUUGUUUUAAUUAUUAUUCUUGCUAGAUCAUGCUUUGAUGGUUAGUUAGUGUUGAUUUUAAUUAAAUUGUGAUAGUAUUGAUUUAAUUGAAGUAGAUUAUGUUUAUUGGUGAACUUUUGAGGGUUUUUCUGAAGUGAGAUUUUGUGGAUUAUUGUUUUAGUUCAUCCAUGAUAAUGGGAAAUUUGGUUGAGGUUUAUGUGAUGUAAAAUGGUGAGAUUAGAGAUAAAUCAAAAUUCUUUCUGAGAAUACUCAGAGAUUAUGGAAUACCGAGUAGAAGCAAGUAUGUUUUCGUUGAUUAUGAGAAUACCCAGAGAAUAUGGAAUAUGGAGUAGAAUUAAGCGUUUUUUGGUUUUUGUUAAUUCUGAGAAUACCCGGAAUAUUGAUAUAUAUUUUGAGGUUGUUAGUUGAUUGUAGGAAUACUUGAAAUAUUGAAUAAAACUAAGCAACCCUUUGUUUGUUUCAUUUUUACGGGUGUUACUAGGAUCAAUGUGAUUGUUGAAAGCCUAUAUUUAAGUAAUGUGCUGAUUUUAGGAUUACUUGAAAUACUGAAAAAUGCUAAGCUGAGUUUUUAUUUGGUUUCAUUUUUCUUGGUAUUCCAAGAAUAAUGAAUUAUUGAAAGCCAGUCAUUCGGUUGUAUCAUUAUCAUUUUGGCUAUUGAAUUUGUUUGGGAUUAAUGUCUUCAAAUCUUGUCAUGUUCUUUUGGCAGUGGAAUGUUAUCCUGUUUGGUUGUAGAAGAUGAAUCCACAGCCCUCUAGGGAAGAUGGUAAUCACGAAAGACUGAAGAAGUAUGGCUGAUGAAGAGAAAAAUCUGGUUGAAAUCUUAGAAGCAAAUAACCUGAUUGAUAUGGCCAAGUACAUAACCUAUGUUGGUGCUCCACAAGCUGGAGCCAUAGCAACAUUUGCAGGCACAACACGUGACACCUUUGAAGGAAAAACAGUCGUGGAGCUAAGGUAUGAAGCUUAUGUACCGAUGGCAAUACGCUGCAUCAAAUCUAUCUGUUCAUCAGCUAGAUCAGCCUGGAAUCUUCAUUCCAUUGCAGUUGUACACCGGCUAGGCACUGUUCCAGUGGGAGAAACAAGUGUCUUUAUAGUCGUUUCAGCUGUUCAUCGAGCUGAUGCCCUGGAUGCUUGUAAGUUUUUGAUUGAUGAGUUGAAGGCAUCUGUUCCUAUAUGGAAGAAGGAAGUAUAUUCCAAUGGAGAAGUUUGGAAGGAGAAUUCAGAAUUUAAAGAAAGAAGAUUAGAGCUGGGGAAGAAAGAUGGCGUUUGCAAUAGAGGAGAAGUUUUGGUAAAAACACAUGAUAGAAAGACCUGUUGCGGGACAAAGGUCAAGGUGGACAACGAAGAAAUCGGAGAUAUCAGCGCUGGCAAGUAAGAGAUUGGAGAGUUAUCGUUACUAUUUAUUUGCACACUUUUACAUGUUUCAGGUUGCCACCUUAUGAUACUUGGUACAAUUUUGCCACACAGAACAGUCCACUCCUGAUUACUUAUUUCUAGCUUAACCACCCAAAAGCUUUGUGAUAGUCUUUCUACUCCUUAAUCCGUUGCGUCCUAUCGGUUGCGGCUGUGCUAUGCCCACUAAUAUUUGGGAAAGAUUGUUCUUCUACAAUGUCACUACUGUAUAUUAUGUGUAUUGUGGAUAAACAUCACUUAGAUGUUA